AUGGAUGCCCCUAUCGCUGGAACAAAUGGAACUGUCGCCUAUCUGGAGGAGAUAUUGGUUACUGGCAGACCCAUCAGCAAACAUAGUGCACAAUUAGAGGCCUUGUUCAAGCGGAUUCAAGACUACGGACUCCGCGUUCGACUCGACAAAUGUGCUUUUCUACAGACGGAGAUCACCUACCUUGGGUUCGUCAUCAACGCACAAGGACGAGGCCCCGAUCCAGAAAAGAUCAAAGCUAUCCUCAAAAGACGUUAG
Messenger RNA from Necator americanus (New World hookworm), 255 nucleotides. RefSeq lists its product as uncharacterized. The transcript has a single exon. The record is from RefSeq and is a predicted model, not a curated record. The coding region runs from base 1 to 255 and encodes 84 amino acids. NCBI's taxonomy places the organism in Eukaryota, Metazoa, Nematoda, Chromadorea, Rhabditida, Ancylostomatidae.